ACUACCAGCACGAGAACUGCCGUACAUCUUUACUCUCUCUCUCUCCCCGAGUUUGCGUCACUAUCCACACCUUCCCAAUUACACCCAAACUCUGCACCCCUACCUCAUCCUUACUCUUCUUCCAUUCAAAUCCCGAGCGGUAAUAAACCCUCAACUCCCCAAAACCUAAUUCCAGUUCCCUACAUUUCUGCUCCUUACUGCCUUUUAGUCCCCCUUUUGAACCAAUCAAUAUCUUAUGGCACUCCUCCCAUUUUAUCUGAUUUGAGGCCCGAUUGGUGAGAGACAUGAAGCGAGAGUUCGAGUUUCAGCCUGAGCUGGACAAUUCACUCGGUGGUCGGACUCCGACCGAUACGACUGAGUCCACUUCUUCUCGUAUUGAAGUUUAUGACACUGUUAAUAGUAAUUGUAAGAGAUUCAAAGGUUCUUUGGUGAACGGUUUAAUUGUUUACACUCGUGAAAGAAAGUCUCGGUUUAAUUGGUCUAACGGACUUUCCGAGAAUGGCCAUAAUGAGCAACUUAGGAGCCCGGAUGAGCGCGAAAUUAAUGUUAACGCUUCGGUUGAGGAUGGCCGUAAGGGAAAAGAGGUCCAAAUUGUAGAUGGUGACCACCUCAUUUGUAAAGAUAAAGAGCUGGUACGAUCUCCAGCCAAGGAAGGAGGCCCCGCGGGAAAUAUUGUGGUGAUUGCUGCUCAGAGUUGCGAGGGAAAGAAUGAUUUUCCAGAAAAAGAAGUUAGGUCGUUCACGCCGUCGGCAGUAAGACCGAAGGUCAAGCCGGAGCCGACGGAGAGUUUGUUAAAUGCAUCAGAGGAUUUGGAUGGGGAGGCAACGGGUGGAGUAAAUUUGACACCGAAGAAUAAGUUGGAAUUGAAAAUGUCGAAGAAGAUUGCUCUGAAUAAGAAGCCGAUGACCGUCAGGGAGCUGUUUGAGACUGGCUUGCUCGAUGGGGUGACUGUGGUUUAUAUGGGUUGCCACAAGUUUCAGGGAUCUGGUCUUCGCGGCACAAUUAGAGAUGGUGGAAUUUUGUGCUCGUGUACUUCCUGCAAUGGAUGCAGAGUUAUUCCUCCUUCCAAAUUUGAGAUUCAUGCUUGUAAAACAUACAAGCGGGCGGCACAGUAUAUUUGUCUUGAAAAUGGGAAGAGCCUGCUCGACCUGUUGAGGGCAUGUAGGGCCUCUCCUCUGCAUACGUUGGAGGCAACAAUUCAGAACAUCAUUGGUUCCACACCUGAAGAAAAAUAUUUAACCUGUAAAAGAUGCAAAGGGUGCUUUCCUAGGUCUUGCGUGGCAAAAACGGGGCUUCUAUGCAAUUCAUGUGUGGACUCAUUGGAAUCUCAUGAUACCCCUACGCACGAGGAUGGUAAAAGGUCCGGGGCAUCAACAUCAGUAUUGUUUUCAAAGACCUCUAGAACUGCUUCAGGUUCUAUUUCUCCACACAAUAAGGGCCAAUGGAAAGCUUCAGUCUCUGUUUCUCCUCAAAAUACAAUUCAAUGGAAGUUAAAAGCAAAGUCACCAAAACGAGUUCUCUUCUCAAAGUACUCUAAAAGUGCUUCCGCAUGUAUUCCUUCAAAAAAUAAAAGACCUUGGAAAAGAACAGAAAAAUCAUCAAAAUCAGUUUUGAUCUCAAGAUCCUCCAAAAGUGUUUCCUUCUCCAUUCCUUCACAAAACAAGAGUCCAUGGAAAAUAACAACAAAAGAUCAACGGUUGCAUAAGCUGGUUUUUGAGGAAGAUGGGUUGCCUGAUGGAACUGAAGUGGCAUAUUAUGCACGUGGACAGAAAAUACUCGAGGGUUAUAAAAAGGGCUUUGGUAUAUUUUGUCGUUGCUGCAAUAGUGAGGUCAGCCCUUCACAGUUUGAAGCUCAUGCUGGCUGGGGGUCUCGCAGGAAACCUUAUGCAUAUGUCUACACCUCCAAUGGCGUAUCUCUCCAUGAACUGGCGAUCUCUCUCUCAAAAGACCGCAAGUAUUCUGCCAAGGACAAUGAUAACCUAUGCAUCAUUUGUGCAGAUGGUGGGAAUCUUUUGCUUUGCGAUGGAUGUCCAAGGGCCUUCCACAAAGAAUGUGCAUCUUUAACUAGUAUCCCCCGUGGUGAUUGGUACUGUACAUAUUGCCAGAAUAUGUUCCAAAGAGAAAAAUUUGUGGAGCAUAACGAAAAUGCUGUUGCAGCUGGAAGGAUUUCUGGAGUGGAUCCCAUCGAACAAAUAACCAAGAGAUGCAUCCGUAUUGUCAAAAACAUAGAGGCGGACCUUAGUGGAUGUGUGUUAUGCAGAGGUUAUGAUUUUAGCAAAUCUGGGUUCGGGCCCAGGACUAUUUUACUUUGUGAUCAGUGUGAGAUGGAAUUUCAUGUUGGCUGUUUGAGGGAGCACAAAAUGGCAUAUCUGAAGGAAUUGCCAGAAGGGGAGUGGUUCUGUAGCAUGGAUUGCACUAGGAUAAAUUCUACUUUGCAGAAGUUGCUAGUAAGAGGACCUGAGAAGCUCCCAGAGUCUCUUUUGGAUGUUAUCAAGAGGAAGCAAGAGGAGAGAGGUUUGGACACCAUUAAUGACACCGACGUUAGAUGGAGGCUUCUUAGUGGUAAAAUUGUAUCUCCCGAAACUAGGUUUUAUCUUUCAGAAGCGGUCGCCAUCUUCCAUGAUUGCUUUGCCCCUAUAAUUGAUUCAAUUAGUGGACGUGACCUUAUUCCCGCCAUGGUUUACGGACAGAAUGUAAGGGGCCAGGAAUUUGGGGGAAUGUACUGUGCAUUAUUAAUGGUCAACUCAUCCGUUGUAUCAGCUGGAAUUCUCCGAGUGUUUGGCCGAGAUGUUGCGGAACUCCCUUUAGUUGCAACAAGUAAUGGUAACCAUGGGAAGGGCUACUUCCAAAUCUUGUUUUCCUGCAUUGAGAAGCUGCUGUCUUUCCUGAAUGUGAAGAGCCUUGUCCUCCCAGCUGCUGAAGAAGCGGAAUCCAUAUGGACAGAUAAAUUUGGUUUUGAGAGGAUGAAACCUGAGCAGCUGAGCAAAUACCGAAGAAGCUGCUGUCACAUGGUGACCUUCAAAGGAACAUCCAUGCUUCAGAAAAUGGUUCGCCAAUAUCGAGUUAUCGACACUUGAUUAGAACAGAAGAUGUAGUUUAUUUUUAUUUUUUAAAAGCCCUCGCCUGGGUUGGUUUUGUAAAUAUCUUCUGCUCUUGCUCAAUGAAGUCACUUUUUUAGUCA
Molecule: messenger RNA, 3181 nt
Organism: Juglans microcarpa x Juglans regia
Lineage: Eukaryota; Viridiplantae; Streptophyta; Magnoliopsida; Fagales; Juglandaceae
Product: increased DNA methylation 1
Exons: 21
Coding region: 285-3077 (930 amino acids)
Source: RefSeq, a predicted model, not a curated record